UUUGCAUAAGUGGCAGCUUUGCAAAGGACAGCCUCUUUCUCUCUUCCCUCCAUUCUCUCCCAUCUGGCAGAGGAGUCCAGCUCCCUAAAUCUUCUUUUUGUUGAUGAUCACUGGAUGUCCUCCUUUCCCCUCGGUCAGGGCCGGGCGUGGACGCCCCGGGACCGCCGAGACUUGAGGGACGGCGAAGCGCUGGCCGGCGUCGGGCGGGAGCCGGCGCUCCGGAGCGAGAUGGAGGCGGCGAGCGGGGACGCCGGAGCUGGCCACGAGUAGCUGCGGGAUUCCCGGACUCGCACUCCCCCGGCACCCGGGCGCUGCCCUGAGGCUGCCAUGGAGGUGCCUACCGUCAAGGACUUCCAGUGGAAGCGCCUGGCGCCUCUGCCCAGCCGCAGGGUCUACUGCUCCCUGCUGGAGACCGGCGGACAGGUUUACGCCAUCGGGGGAUGUGACGAUAACGGAGUCCCCAUGGAUUGCUUUGAGGUCUACUCCCCCGAGGCCGACCAGUGGACCGCCCUGCCCCCCUUGCCCACAGCCCGGGCCGGGGUGGCCGUCACCGCACUGGGGAAGCGGAUCAUGGUGGUCGGGGGUGUGGGCACCAACCAGCUGCCCCUGAAGGUCGUGGAGAUGUACAACAUCGAUGAGGGCAAGUGGAAGAAGAGGAGCGUGCUACGCGAGGCCGCCAUGGGCAUUUCUGUCACGGCCAAAGAUUACCGAGUGUACGCAGCAGGCGGGAUGGGCCUGGACCUCCGUCCACACAACCACCUCCAACAUUAUGACAUGCUCAAGGACAUGUGGGUGUCACUGGCACCCAUGCCCACCCCGAGAUAUGCUGCCACUUCCUUCCUCCGAGGUUCCAAGAUCUAUGUUCUGGGUGGACGACAAUCCAAGUAUGCGGUCAACGCCUUCGAGGUCUUUGACAUCGAGACUCGUUCCUGGACCAAGUUCCCCAACAUUCCCUGUAAGCGGGCCUUCUCCAGCUUUGUGACCCUGGACAACCAUCUGUAUAGCCUGGGAGGCUUGCGGCAGGGUCGGAUCUACCGGCAGCCCAAGUUCCUGCGGACAAUGGACAUGUUCGACAUGGAACAGGGGGGAUGGCUGAAGAUGGAGCGCUCGUUCUUCCUCAAGAAGCGGAGGGCAGACUUUGUGGCCGGCUCUCUGAGUGGACGGGUCAUAGUGGCUGGGGGACUUGGGAACCAGCCCACUGUCCUGGAGACAGCAGAAGCAUUCCACCCAGGGAAGAACAAAUGGGAGAGUCUCCCUGCCAUGCCAACGCCCCGCUGUGCCUGCUCCAGCAUUGUCGUCAAGAACUGCCUCCUGGCUGUGGGGGGCGUGAACCAGGGUCUGAGCGAUGCAGUGGAAGCCCUGUGUGUCUCUGACUGCUAGCUAUCCCUGGGCCUAGCACCUUUGCCCUGGACCUUAUCACUCUACUCUUGACAUAAGGAAUCAUCUUGUCAAAGCAGUUUGGGCUACUUCCCAGGAUGCCAGCUCCUGUUAGCAUCCAGUGGGGUCCAACCCUGGGGCUCUAAGUGACCUGUGUCCAUCUCCAAACCCUACUGAUCCCAGGAAACUGUAAAAAAGUAAUGACUCUACCAGCCCCAGGUGGGAGCUGAACUGACCUCUGGGGAGCAUUCCCACUUAAUGCACAGGCACAGAAAGUCACAGGAAUAUCUCCUACCUCUCCCUUCUGUGAGGUCCAUCUCUCCUUCCCCCAUCCCAUCUUCAGGAGACAGGUAGGACAGUUCUGACCCAGAGGAUGAGCUGCUGUUGCUGUCCUUUGCCCAGCUCUGAAGUAGUUUAAGGAUCUCUUGGGACGAAAAUGGAGAAAGAUGGGGGGGGUCCCCAAGUCCCUUUCCUCUCCCUUGGUCUGUAUCCCUUCCCCAUUUGAUGGCCAACUGUGGGCCUGCCCUGGACCUCAUCUGCUCAGCAAGAACUAGACUUGAAGCUAGAGGCAGCUGCCUGGAAGGGAAAUUGGGCUCAUGUGGACAGUCUAGGCCAGCAGAUGAUGGGGAAGCAGCAGACUCUCAGCCCUGGGUCUGCUCACCGCAUUGCUCCUCAUCCCAUUUCACCUUCUGCCACCCCCUCUCCACCAGAGCAUGGCUCUUUUGUCACCGAAGGCACCCAGAGUGUUUCUGUGUGAAACCUUCUCAUUUACACUGUGGCAUCAAAAUCCACAAAAGAUGGAUUAAUUGCACUCUGGUUAAUAGCAGCAGCACAAUGAUUAAAAUUUAUAUUCCUA
Molecule: messenger RNA, 2233 nt
Organism: Carlito syrichta (Philippine tarsier)
Lineage: Eukaryota; Metazoa; Chordata; Mammalia; Primates; Tarsiidae
Gene: KLHDC8A
Product: kelch domain containing 8A
Exons: 7
Coding region: 328-1380 (350 amino acids)
Molecular function (GO): protein binding
Source: RefSeq, a predicted model, not a curated record